Molecule: messenger RNA, 1227 nt
Organism: Dracunculus medinensis (Guinea worm)
Lineage: Eukaryota; Metazoa; Nematoda; Chromadorea; Rhabditida; Dracunculidae
Source: the annotation of a GenBank genome assembly
AUGCCGUCAGUCGAAGAGCUCCCUCCAGUUCUGAAUGGGCUUAUAAAGGGAUCAUUUGUCUAUAAAACAAUUAAAGAUCGUUGGCCAAAAAUAAUAGGAAAAGUUGUCGACCAAGUACACCGUCACUAUCAUACCCAUGUUGCCACAUACCAUCAAGAAGGAAGUCGAGACAUAACAACCGUAAUUAGUGAAUUAUCCGAAUUGAUGUAUCGCAUUAGUACCGAUAAACCGUUGAAGGAUCUGACCGAUAACGGUGAAAAUCUGUGUCGUUGGAAUAAAAUUUUAAGUAAAUUACGAGACGAAGCAAACGGUGAAGUGACAUGGUAUAGCUCGGAUUGGAUUUUUGCUGAAUGUUAUUUGUACCGCUUUAUGGCUGGCAUAUUUUCCAAAACAGCCACACUGAAUCAGUUUGAUCCUUUUGAAGCGCCAAAGCAAAGUGCAUUUAUUGAAAAAGUUGUUGGCAAGUACUUGGCGGAAAUUUGUUUGUGGGGUAAUACAUGCGAUUUGUCGCUGUCAGGUGGCGAUAGUUCUGCGCCCAUUUAUUCUUCAGUUGAAAUGAUUAAAAAUUUAGAUGAAAAAAUUCUUUCAAAUGAUAUCGCUGAAGCAGAAACCAUUUUAAUGAAGGCAGCUGGACAGCGAGUAGAUUUGGUACUUGACAAUGCAGGUUUUGAACUCUUCGUUGACUUUGUACUUGCCGAUUUUUUGAUCUCUAUGCUCAAUAUUGGCAAGGUUGUUUGUCAUGGCAAGUCAAUACCAUGGUUCGUUUCUGAUGUGACUGUGAAGGAUUUUAACUGGCUGCUCAGAAUUCUUGGUACCAGUAACAACGAAGUGUUACGCGAAAUGGGCCUACGUUGGCAAGGAAUGCUUGCUGAGGGCAAACUGGAGUUUCGAGCAGAGGAAUUUUGGACUUUGCCAUUUCCUUAUUGCGAUAUGCAUAUUGAGGAUCCGGAUUUAUACAAUGAUUUGAAAAAAUCUACUUUGUUGAUUUUCAAAGGUGACCUAAACUAUAGAAAACUUAUUGGCGAUCGUAAGUGGCCUCACGGCACUCUGUUCAAAACCGCUCUUCGAAAAUUUGCGCCUGCUCCGAUAUUGGCAUUACGUAUACUGAAAGCUGAAACCUUAGUAGGGUUAAGUUCUGAUAUUAUCGAAAGUAUCAAUCGCCAGUUUGGCGAUAAGGAGGAUUGGAUGGUCGCAGGCGAAUACGCUGUAGUUCAACUAUCAAAAUGA